GCGCGCGCGCGGCGGAGGGGGGCGUGCCGGGUGGUCCGCGCCAUGUGUGCCGCUGUCCGCUCGGCCGCCUCACAGAGGGGGCGUGUGGAGCCGGGCAGCGCUGCCGCCUCGCGCCUCCCGUGCUGAGGAGCGGGGAGCGGCUGAGCCGUUCCAUGUCCGUACCGCGGCGCUACCUCUGCGUCGCCGGCCGGGCGGCGGGAGUCGCCUCCGCCCCGAUGGCGCUGCCGCUGCUCGGCGGAGCCCGACGACGGCUCCUCGCCUCCCGCGGGCUGAGCGCUACCGGAGCCGGGCCGUGGUGGCCGCGGCGGCGGAGCUGCGGGGCAGCGGAGGCGGCUGGUGGAGGGUUCAGGCCGGCGCGGGUGGCGGUGGUGGUGAAAACGACGCGCUACGAGUUCGAGCAGCAGCGGUACCGCUACGCCGGGCUGUGCGAGGAGGACCUGAAGCAGCUGCUUGCCUUGAAGGGAUCUAAUUAUGCUGGUCUAUUAGAGAGGCAUCGCAUUCAUACGAAGAACGUGGAGCAUGUUGUAGAUAGCUUACGGAGUGAGAAGAUAGAAGUCCGUCUUGUUAAACGUCGAGAAUAUAAUGAAGAGACGGUUCGAUGGGCAGAUGCUGUUAUAUCUGCGGGAGGUGACGGUACAAUGUUGUUGGCAGCCAGUAAGGUCUUCGAUAAAUUUAAACCAGUUAUUGGAGUAAAUACUGAUCCUGAAAGAUCAGAGGGUCACCUGUGUUUGCCUGUGAGAUAUACACACUCAUUUCCUGAAGCGCUACAGAAGCUUUAUCGUGGUGAGUUCAGGUGGCAGUGGCGACAAAGAAUCCGACUGUAUCUUGAAGGAACUGGUAUUAAUCCUGUCCCUGUAGAUUUACACGAACAGCAGCUAAGCCAAGAGCAACACAGCAGAGCUCAUAUAAAUGAAAGAUUCCAGGAUCAAAGAUCUGAUGUUUCUGGUCCACAUCUUUUACCAGUGAGAGCACUCAAUGAAGUCUUCAUUGGGGAAUCUCUUUCAUCCAGGUAUGCUGUGUGUUCUGUCUUAUUCAGGGAGAACUUUAAGUCCUGCAAACCCAGUUUUAAAUUCUCGCUUCAUAGGGCCUCCUAUUAUGAGAUAUCAGUUGAUGAUGGUCCUUGGGAAAAGCAGAAGAGUUCAGGGCUCAAUGUGUGCACAGGAACAGGAUCUAAAGCAUGGUCCUAUAAUAUUAACAAGGUAGCAAGUCAAGCUGUUGAAGAAAUCCUUAAUAUCGCUAAAAAGCAUGGAAGUUUGAAUAUGCCGCUGAACACAGGAAUAGUACAAAAAGUGACAAACGAUUACAAUGAAUCCCUGCAGUAUAGUCCAGAAGAACCAAAGAUGUUUUUCAGUGUUCGAGAACCUAUUGUAAACAGAGUUUUCUCAAGCAGUCGGCAGCGUGGCUUCUCUUCAAAAGUUUGUGUCCGUUCUCGUUGUUGGGACGCAUGUAUGGUUGUAGAUGGAGGAACAUCAUUUGAGUUCAAUGAUGGCGCGAUAGCUUCAAUAUUGAUCGAUAAGGAGGAUGCACUGUGCACUGUGUUGCUAGAAGAAUGAAAGGAACCCAGUGUCUUCUGCUGAAGCAGUUCUGGAUCCAGAGAGAGAACUCCUGGAGGAGGACAGCACAUGAUAAUGCUGCAUUAAGUGGGAAGUUGGCUUUUUUUGGUUGUAUGAGAAAUUGGAGGAAAACUGAGGUGCUUUUCAUUCCUUGGGUUGGGGAUAUCUUGGAUGCCUAUUUAUGCUCUUUUUGCAUCUGGUAUAUAAGAAAUUUAUCUGAAGUCUUACCUCUAAGUUCAGUGCAAAUUGACAUUUUUUAACCUGUAUGGCAAAUGUGAAAGAACAUCUUUUUAAACCAGGGGUAGAGGGUUUAAGCACUAAGUCAGUAGCAUUAAAAAUUCAGAUGUACAGUUUUUUAAUAAGUGUGGGACUGGUUAAAUAUAUAUAUAUAUAUAUAUCUUCAUACACCCACUUUUAUAGAAAAUCUGUCAAAAUGUAGAGAUUUGGUGCAAGGAUGUAUAGAUUUUGGUAACUUCUGAUGUUGACAGAGUAGAAAUACAAAUCUUUUGUAUGCUUUUCAACAAUUUUACAACUUUGUAGUUUCAUACAAUUCAUGGCAAAUUUUUUGGCUCAUCCAGUAUUUUUUUCUACGUUGUAGAUUCACAUCAAAAGUGAAAGCCUGGUUUAAUUUCCAGCUCUUUCAUAUCUUCAGUGAGGUAGCUCCUACCUUUGCUCUUUGAGUAGAUAAAGACUUGAAACUUAAGGCUUCUGUUGAGCCCUUUACUAUGAAUACGAUAUAGAAAACAUGCAUACGACAUCUCCCCUCACUGAAUGGAGUACCUGGUUUGUGUGUGUGCAGUCACAGUGUGUGCAGUUAGUUACCAUAAAGAAAGAUACGGACCUGAAGUUGAAUGAUUUGGAACUUUAGGCUCCAAGUUUCUUUACAGCUGCAGAAGAAUGAAAUGAGCUCAGCUGAGUCCUUCUACAUAGGCUUCUGUGGAAACAACGGUAUAAAGAGCACAACACUUUUUGAUAGUGCUGGAUUCUCAGCUAUAGAGCAGUUUAUCAUCGGCAGUCACCACCAGUGAUGAGCAGUGAAUGUGAGCCUGCUCAUAGAACUGCACCCGUGGAGAUGACCCACUGUCACUGCAGCCGCUGCUGAAACACGCUGCUCACCACACUGUGCUCACAUCCACUGCAUGUUCUCCUUCAACACUCACCAAGUGUCACUGAAUGUCAGUGGGUGCCAUUUGAGUUGUGUACCUUUGCUUCACCUGCACUUCCAUGUCAGACUGACCCCUGCUGCCAUCUGUCACAUGGCAACAACACGCAAUGGGGUAUUGGUGGGAAGGUUCCUCCUGUACAGCCCUACCACCAUCUGCUUCUAACACAAUGGGCCAAUGUAAUGAAAGAGGAGGCCUUACUUUUGGAGCAGCCCUUGUAGUCAGAGUGCAAAUAACACUUACACGUUACCCUAUUACUUUCCCCACAAAAAUUAUGCUGAGUUCUAACUGAUACCGAACUGACAGCAUAAUUUUAUGUGCCUCUGGUUGUUGGUUGCAUAACAACAGGUUGUAGGAGAGGAGGUGACUUCAGAUACUGUUUUAGAGAAACUGUGAACUUUGCCUUUGUAAAUCUGUGCUGAUGGAUGCGUAGAUGACAGGGCAGAAUUUGACAAGACGAAGAUUUCUACAGCAGGAACUCUUCUGAAACAUGACUUGAAAACAAAUUCCUUUUUCCUGUCUACCAGGAAAAAAUCUAUUUCCAAAAGUGAGUUUUUUUUUCAAACUACUUUUGAAUGAAGAGACUUCUGUGAUAGAUGUUCUCAGUUUUAAUGGGGAUGUUCUCCGGUGUGGCCAAUCAAUGUAUUUAUUGCCAAUCACAAAAUAUAAACUUGAUUCUGUAGGUGUAGGAAGCGUAUAAAGGAUUUUUCCCUUACACUGUGUUAGUUUUUGUAUUCACUUAGAAUUUAGAAACGGGUUUCAGUUCUAAGAAGAACCUGGUAUGGAUGGAACUUGUUAAAAUAAGUUAUUGCUGUGUUGUGCACAUUUCACCUUUAAGUGUGCCGUAGACCAAUUUAUUCACCUGAUCUUGAGUUAUCUGGACUGCAGACCAGAAAAGGAAAAGCAAAACAGCCAAAUAUUCUUUCAAAAGUAUCAGAGUGAGGCUCUUGAUAUCUAAAGUAGUAUGCAACAUUGAUCUAAGUGUCAAGAUACAAGACUUUAAAACACUGGCUGCAGAGAAUAAACUUCUAGUUGCUCCUAAUCCCUUCGUAGCCCAUCAGGGAUGGCCCUAUGUGCCUUUUAUCCAGUAUGCUUGUCAACAUAGUGUUUAGAUUCAAAAAACAAUGCCAGUAACAUUAAUUUACAACUUCUUAGGACUUUGCCAGCAACUUUGAGAUUAAAAUCUUAUUUAGGCAUUCAGUGUAGCUGAAUCGAUAACAAUUCCUGGCAGAGCUCCUACAUGCUAGUUACUCAGAGUCGUUUUAGCUGUCACGUUUUAAAGAAGACAUUUUAUCCUGGGUCAGUUGUAUUCCUGAUAAAGAUGCUCUUAUUCUGAAUGUUGGGACUAAAACACAAAGCUUUCCAGUUCUGUGGACCCAAAGCAUAAUCUGAUGUAGGGUUUACAUUUCACAGUUAAGUUCCUGACUGUUACUUAGCAAAAUGUAAAUGACCUACUCAUGAGUGGCCUCUACUGGUUCUGUCUGUAUUUUAAUUGCACUUGUGUUAUAGCAUUUACUGGUGAAUGCUUGAUUUAAAUAACAAGGAUGGGUGAGAGAUCUAUAAUA
Messenger RNA from Coturnix japonica (Japanese quail), 4281 nucleotides. The record is from RefSeq and is a predicted model, not a curated record. Lineage: Eukaryota; Metazoa; Chordata; Aves; Galliformes; Phasianidae.